GAACGGUGUCCAUCCCCAAGAAUAUGUUCCGAAACAACAACACAAUAAUCUACCGCGGGAACUACAGUGUCUGCGAUGAAAGUCACGUCUCCAGAAGGUGUUAUUGGAGCGGCUAUAGGAGGGUUCUUACUGGGAUCUGUGGUUACAGGUGUCAUCUUCAUCUGUCAUCGCAGAACAACACUACCACAACAGAAACGAGAACAAAUCCCACAAGAUUUUCAUAACGCAGAAUAUCAGUCUGAGAGCAGCAACACAGGGGCUCAAAGUCAAGGCAACAGAAGAAGCGUGGUGUACAGCGAAAUAAGCGACGAAACGCGAAAGUCCAUGGCUGUCAAACCGUUUAGAAGGCAACAAAACGAUUCUGAGGCUACUGACGAUGAAGUUUACAACCAUUUGAACGAAGCAGCUACGGUUAACAACAGUGACGACUACGAUCACGCUAAAAGUGGUCCCUCGUCUUCAACACCAAUAGAUGGGUACGGAGUUGUUACAUUUACAAACAGAGAGGAAGACAACGACCCAGAAGUUAACUUCAUGGUUGCUGGUAUCGACAGGCAAAUACCAAACGAAGAACCCGUCAACGAUGGAUACUGUGUGCUUGAGAAAAUAAAUGCUAUAUAAUAUCAUAUUGAAUAUUCAACACGCAUUUGUAUAGUCAUCCCACAUACACUCUAGGAUCUUCCCAUAUACCGAUAUACUCUGAUUAGCGGACAUUCCAAAUAUCAUCUCAUAUAAUUCUUUGAUUAUCCAUGUUUUAAUGUACAUGAAAAAUCAUUUAUAGAAAAUACAAACUUUCAGUAUCAAAUAGUCUACCAAAUGAAUAGCGUUUUCAUAACACUGUUUUUGAUGAAAAAGAAGAAUCUUAAGAAUUCAGCACUGAUCUUAUUUUCAAAUUGAAAUGUUUUGAAAUAUCUUGGAAAUUAAAAGUAAACUUAUAUAAAAAUAAUGUUUAGAUUCUCAUUAUGAUUAUUUCCUCAUGAAAAUAUUAACAGCUCUGAAGGAGACACAUCAAAUGUACUGUCCCACAACAUACGUCAGAAUUGGUAUCAAUCAAACGUGGAUUUUAAAAAAUCCUAAAGAUCUUUCAGCAAAUUUUAAAUUGCAAAUACAUUCUUAAUCAUCAAUAUCGAAAGGUAUGCCUUGUCAACACUUUAGACGACCAUUCUACACGAUAAAUUAAAUACAAGAUUUUCUAUCAUCAUAGAAAGUUGCUUUCUUCAACAAAAAUGGAAAAAGAAAAUAUUCGUAUCUAGUGAUCAGUCAUAAAAGAAAACUUUGUUCAAAACCACUCUGAUUUCACGCACAAGUACUCCAAAGUUGAAAUGAAUUGCUGGGGUUUCUCAUUAACAAUAUCUUCGUUGUCUUUGGUGAUCAGGUCUUCAAACAAUAUGUUUAACUUCCCAUGGCCACGAAUUGUGCUUCUUUCUUAGCUGACCUGUUCUUUUAUUCAUAUGAAGCAGAGUUUAUUCAUUGAUAAAUGCUUCUACAUGAGAAGAAAAAAAAAUUCUCGCUGUGACUUUCAACUCGACAUUUAGAUCAAUCGACGACGUUUUAUCUAUUAACAAUCAUCAUUUUCAUUCAUAUAUCGAUUCGAUAUAUCGUUUGAACUCGAAAUAUGACAUCACAGAGUCCUCCACAUCAACUUCGUACAUAAAUAUUUUAUCGAAAAACGAUAUUAAUGACAAAGUAACAACUCGACUUUAUGAGGAACGGGAUGAAUGAUAUAAGCUUUUACAUCGUUAACUUCCCAUAUAUAUGUAGCAAUAUUCCAUUAUCACCUGCACAUGGUGUAUAUGAAAGGUGAAUAUAACGAACAGUGAUCAAUCUCACAACUCUCACAAACAAUACAAAAUAGAUAUUUGGGCAAACACGGACCCCUGGACACACCAGAGGUGGAUUCAGGUGUCCAAGAGGAGCAAGCAUCCCCCGUUGACCUGUCACACCCGCCGUGAGCCCUAUAUCCUGAUCAGGUAAAAGAAAUUCGUAUAUACAUCUCAACUGAUUCGAUAUGCAAUAGAAUUUUCUGCGUAUGAUCAAUUUUCUAAUCGAGGCAGGCUACUGACAAACAAGCUGGUGUUUCAUGGGUUUCAACAGUUUCGUUUAAAGUAAGCAUUUCUCAAAAUGUUUGGUCGUUAUAAUGAUCUAUUUUGUGAAAACAACCCGGUAUUGGGUAGAAUGCUGCCCGAUGUGUUUCGCACCGACUGUUAGACCGUUCUUUACAGACUGGUUCUUUCUAUAUAACUUUGUUUACCUGAUCGAGAUAUAGGGCCCCGGUGGGUGUAACAGGUCGACAGGGAAUGUUAAUUUUACUUAGACACCGAAUCCCAGCUCUGGUAUUUGUGUUUCCAGGAGUCUGUGUUUACCCAACUCUUUAUUUUGCAUUCUUGAUAGGAGUUGUGAGAUUGAACACUGUUAUCUUCACAUUUUCAUUCAUUAGGCUUACAUGUCACAACUCGAGCAAUGAGUUUUAUGAUAAUGAAAAUUUAGCAUGUUUCAAGACUAAAAAAAACUGUAUUAAAACAUGUUUUGAAAUACCAAGUAACUGUUAGAAAAUGUACCUAUGGUCCAGUUUUAAAGGACAACUUGUAUAUAAUAAAUAACAUCCUUAUCUGGAUAUUUUGCCUUUUUGCAGAUAUUGACCACAAUAUAAUCAGCAUAUUUUUUCUCGAUGUAUUUUAUUACUGUUCUAUUGCACAAUAAUCUGUUAUUGUAUGCUGUGUACGUUGUACUGUGCAUUGAGGUAAAUAAAUGAAAAUACACAAAAUGAAAAA
Ostrea edulis (European flat oyster) is the source of this 2771-nucleotide messenger RNA. RefSeq lists its product as uncharacterized. The coding region runs from base 76 to 621 and encodes 181 amino acids. The transcript is spliced from 4 exons. Lineage: Eukaryota; Metazoa; Mollusca; Bivalvia; Ostreida; Ostreidae. The record is from RefSeq and is a predicted model, not a curated record.